UCCGGUCAAAGACUUACAACCCGUAAUGUCUUAGUUCGUUCGUUCCUCUUUCCCGGAAAGUUCAGUGUCUGAUUUAGGGUUCUAUUCUUUUCUUCUUGGAUCUUGAAUCCAGCCAAUUUUCUGAAUCAGACACUGUAAUCUCUGUACUUCUUUUUGUUCUUCGCAGCUGGGAGAGAGGGAAGGUUCAAAUUCUUUUCGAGUUUCUUGGCAUUUUUUUUUCUUUUUUGUACAGAUUGCUUAGGUUUUGCAGCAAUCGUACAACGAUCUUGAUUGAUCUUCGGUUUUCAGUUGCUUAGGGUUUUCGUUUAUAGUUCUUCUUUUAUGUUACUGUGAUUAUCUUCACGGAAUGGUUACGAUGCAAUCCAAUCGCUCCGUUGCUCCAGCGAUUGAUUUGAUCACAAAUCUUAAACCUCCGCACAAGAGUUUAGGUUUUCACAGAAUCUUAGUUCUGAUCAUCACGUUCUUAGCGUAUGCGUCCUUUCAUGCCUCGAGAAAACCUCCGAGCAUUGUCAAGAGUGUGCUUGGACCAACAAUUCCGGUAAACUCUUCGAGCAUUUUGCUGAAUUCGACUUUGAUUGAAUCUGAUUUGGCCACAAAUGGAACUGGUUGGGCUCCUUUUAAUGGCUCUGAUGGCACACAGUUGCUCGGGAAGCUUGAUCUUGCGUUUCUUUCUGCAUAUUCUAUUGGAAUGUAUUUUGCAGGGCAUGUUGGUGACCGUAUUGACUUGCGAUUGUUUCUUGUUUUUGGGAUGAUGGGUAGUGGUGUUUGUACGAUACUGUUCGGGCUAGGAUAUUGGUUGAAUCUUCAUUUCUUGUGGUUUUUCGUUAGUGUUCAGAUUGUUUGUGGUCUGCUUCAGUCAAUUGGAUGGCCAUGUGUGGUGGCAGUUGUAGGCAAUUGGUUUGGGAAAGCUAAGAGGGGGCUAAUUAUGGGUGUCUGGAAUUCACAUACUUCUGUUGGAAACAUCAUUGGGUCGAUUAUAGCUUCUGGGAUGUUGGAACUUGGUUGGGGUUGGUCGUUUGUGGUGCCUGGAGCUCUUGUGAUUUUUGUUGGCAUUUUGGUGUUCUUGUUUCUGGUUGUGAGUCCAGAAGACAUUGGAUUUGGAACCUCUGUUAAUGAGAUUGAAUUGAACGCAGAGGUCAGUCCAGUUGAAAAGCUGGAGAACACAGAGUCAGAGGUGGCUGUGCUGCUUGAAGAUAAGCAUUUGGAUUCUAUGGCUGCUAUUGGUUUCUUAGAGGCAUGGAGAUUGCCGGGUGUUGCACCAUUUGCCUUUUGUCUCUUCUUUUCGAAGCUUGUCGCUUAUACUUUUCUCUACUGGUUGCCAUUUUACAUCAGGCACACGGCUGUUGCUGGUGUGAUUUUAUCUGAUAAAACGGCCGGCAUCCUCUCAACCAUUUUCGACAUCGGAGGAGUCUGUGGUGGAAUAUUAGCAGGAUUAAUAUCUGAUUUGAUCGAUGCCCGUGCAGUUACAUCAGUAACGUUCCUGCUGCUCUCGAUUCCUUCUCUAGUUCUCUACCGUGCUUUCGGGAGCAUUUCCACAGUCACCAACACCUGCUUGAUGUUUCUUUCGGGAUUACUUGUCAAUGGUCCAUACUCACUCAUUACAACAGCGGUUGCUGCUGAUCUCGGUACUCAGAGUUUGAUUGGAGGGAAUUCCCGCGCUUUAGCAACCGUGACCGCGAUCAUAGAUGGCACGGGAUCUGUUGGGGCAGCUCUUGGCCCUCUAAUGGCAGGAUAUGUUUCCAGAAGAGGAUGGAACAGUGUCUUCUUCAUGUUGAUUCUUUCCAUCUUCUUCGCGGCUCUCUUCUUGGUUCGCUUAGUAAAAACUGAGAUCAAAGAAAAGUUAAACGAAGGACGAUGGUUUUCUAAUACGCAGACGUCAAUGGUUUAGAACAGUAGAUUUCUGCUAGAAAGGAGUUUUGAAAGGUAUUUGUACAUCUUUGUAUCCUAUUCUUUCCUAUUCAUUAGAAAGAUUCAUGUACCAUACACAGUAAUUGAGUGUAGAAUACAACAAAUUUAUCGAAAAGC
Molecule: messenger RNA, 2025 nt
Organism: Cucurbita pepo subsp. pepo (vegetable marrow)
Lineage: Eukaryota; Viridiplantae; Streptophyta; Magnoliopsida; Cucurbitales; Cucurbitaceae
Product: putative glycerol-3-phosphate transporter 5
Biological process (GO): transmembrane transport
Cellular component (GO): endoplasmic reticulum membrane
Molecular function (GO): transmembrane transporter activity
Source: RefSeq, a predicted model, not a curated record